AUGAAGCACUUUGCCGUUGUCCUCUCCGCCUCCGCUUUGGUCACUGCUGGCGUUGUUCGCCGAGACUAUGGAUACCAAUUCUCCAGUGCGCUAGCGAUCGGCCCUGUCGCCGACAAUAACUUCAUUCGUGAAGCGGUCACGACGCUCGAGCUGCCUGAAUUAAACUCACCGCAGACUGGCAACCUUGCCCUAUGGCCAGGUAUGGGCACAUCGGGAGGGCACCUGGUGCAGGGUCUUGCCAUCUCCGUUUUAGACGGUAGCGCAGGUUGUCCAAAGGUCAAGGGAAAGUGGUGUAUCGUUGCCAGUACUCUUGAGAGUGACCAGCAGAUGGGGAAAGCGGUGUCUGCUGAUCCAGGCUCCUCUGUGACCUUCUCCUACAAGUACAAUGAUGGAACUUUCAAGUAUGAUCAGGAUAUCUUGGUCGAUGGUAAAGUCGUUUCCAGCCUCUCGACGGACAGCGGGAAAGCACAAGGUUGGGGUACGGCCGUCGAGUGCCAGAAAGCGGCCUGCGGAAAAGCCCCAGCACACAAGUACGUUGACACCAAGCUUGUGCUAGACAAAGCAGAUCCGGGGUUCGGAGACACGAAGGGUACCACCGGCGCGACCGGCGAGCUCGUGACGGCUGAUGGGGGCAAGACUUGGACCAUUGACACCAUCUCGAUCGAGUCACACACGUAUACUUGA
Fulvia fulva is the source of this 684-nucleotide messenger RNA. RefSeq lists its product as uncharacterized. The transcript has 3 exons. The record is from RefSeq and is a predicted model, not a curated record. Lineage: Eukaryota; Fungi; Ascomycota; Dothideomycetes; Mycosphaerellales; Mycosphaerellaceae. Bases 1 to 684 code for a protein of 227 amino acids.